GUAAGAAAGAACAAUAGAACAGCUGAAAAAUAUGACGCCAGGUGACAUGUUUGCUCAAAUAGGAUCCAUAGUUGCUUCCAUAAUGUUUGUUUGGGCUAUGUUUAAGCAAUUUUUCCCUCACCAACUAAGCCACCAAAUUGAGAAAUACUAUCAAAGAUUGGUGACUUUGAUCUACCCUUAUAUCCAAAUCACGUUCCAUGAGUUCACAGGGGAGAGACUGAUGCGAAGUGAGGCUUAUUCAGCCAUAGAGAACUACCUUAGCUCCAAGGCUUCUACACAAGCAAAGAGGCUCAAAGCUGACAUAGGAAAGAACAACCAAUCCCUUGUUCUUAGCAUGGAUGAUCAUGAAGAAGUAGCUGAUGAGUUCAAUGGUAUCAAACUCUGGUGGGCUUCUGGCAAACACACUUCCAAAUCACAAUCACUUUCUUACCACCCGAUGACUGAUGAAAAAAGGUACUACAAACUCACUUUCCAUAAAAGCAAUAGAGACAUGAUCUUAGGAACAUAUUUGAAUUUUGUACUUAAAGAGGGUAAGGCUAUUAAGGUGAAAAACAGACAAAGGAAGCUUUAUACUAAUAGUGGGUCUUAUUGGAGCCAUGUAGUGUUUGAGCAUCCAGCAUCAUUUCAAACACUUGCUAUGGACCAAGAUAAGAAGAAAAUGAUCAUUGAUGAUCUCGUCACAUUCAGCAAUGCUGGAGAGUUCUAUGGAAGAAUUGGUAGGGCAUGGAAAAGAGGUUAUCUACUUUAUGGACCCCCAGGAAGUGGCAAGUCCACUAUGAUUGCUGCCAUGGCAAACUUGUUAGGCUAUGAUUUGUAUGAUCUUGAAUUAACUGCGGUGAAGGACAACACUGAAUUGAGGAAGCUUUUGAUUGAAACAUCUAGCAAGUCUAUAAUUGUGAUUGAAGAUAUUGAUUGUUCACUUGAUUUGACUGGUCAAAGGAGGAAGAAAAAGGAAGAGGAAGAAGAGAAGGAUCCUAAGGAAAAGCAAUCAAGAAUGCAAGAAAGAGAUGCAAGAAAUAGUCAGGUAACUCUUUCUGGUCUUCUGAAUUUCAUUGAUGGGUUAUGGUCUGCUUGUGGUGGAGAAAGACUUAUAGUAUUUACAACAAAUUAUGUGGAGAAACUUGACCCUGCAUUGGUGAGGAAAGGGAGAAUGGAUAAGCACAUAGAGUUGUCAUAUUGUGGUUUUGCGGCAUUCAAAGUGUUGGCUAAGAAUUAUCUUAACAUUGAAUCACAUUAUUUAUUUGGCACAAUAUGUGAGAUGUUGAAGAAAACCAAAAUCACCCCAGCUGAAGUGGCAGAGCAUUUGAUGCCUAAGACUGCUUCAAGGGAUGCAGAAUUUUAUUUGAAAAGUUUGAUUCAAGCACUUGAAUUGGCACAAGAAGAAGCCAGGGUUAAAUCUGAGGAAGAUGCAAGAAAGAUUGAAGCAUCCUCUGAGCAAGAUUCUCAUUGGACUGAAAGUGAUUCACCAGCCAAAGCAAACGGGAAAUCAGAAAACUACACAUAAACUUGAUGCAAAUUAGAGUCACCAAGAUAGAGAGAGUUAAAGGUGUGGAUCAUUGGAAGGCAAUGGAUAAGGCACUCAAUUGUUAUAACCUGAGAAUUUGGCAAAGGCAAGACCUAUCCUAGGACAUUGGAUAAACAAACAGAAAUACAAAGUUUUUCAUUUGAAAAAUCAUAUAUUUAUUGUAUAAAAAUGCAAAAGUUAUUCAAUGUAUAUAAGGCGUAUUUAAUAUGUCAUUAUGUCCUUGGGACAUUCAUUACUAUAAUUCAAAAUUCUUACUUUCAU
This is a messenger RNA of Abrus precatorius (Indian licorice), 1786 nucleotides long. RefSeq names its product AAA-ATPase ASD, mitochondrial-like. The record is from RefSeq and is a predicted model, not a curated record. The coding region runs from base 32 to 1504 and encodes 490 amino acids. The transcript has a single exon. Gene Ontology annotation, molecular function: ATP binding; ATP hydrolysis activity. NCBI's taxonomy places the organism in Eukaryota, Viridiplantae, Streptophyta, Magnoliopsida, Fabales, Fabaceae.